Molecule: messenger RNA, 3596 nt
Organism: Lycium barbarum (goji berry)
Lineage: Eukaryota; Viridiplantae; Streptophyta; Magnoliopsida; Solanales; Solanaceae
Product: cyclin-A3-1-like
Exons: 6
Coding region: 2717-3247 (176 amino acids)
Source: RefSeq, a predicted model, not a curated record
GGACCCAGGUAAACCACAACAAAUAGUAAAGGUGCAGAAUAUAAUGCGAGAGCAAUAAAUAAAUGACUCUAGGAAUUUUUAUACUGGUUUAGAACCAAUGUGAUAUCUUAAUCCAGUCCCUUGAGUUGCAACUUGCAAGGAGGUUAUCUCUUUAAGCUUUUUGUAAUUUGAGUUGAGUAUAACCUUUGUGGUUUUCCGCGGUUCACCACCAAUAUUUACAAGGUUGGUUUCUACUCGCUCACCAACAACGAACAAGGGUUGAUUUUGACAUGCUCACCAACAAUGUACAAGGUUGGUUUUUCACUCAUUCACAAACGACUUUUUGGUUCUCACUCGCUCACCAAAGAAACGGGCAAUGACAUAACCUCUUAAAAGUAGAACAAAGAACUUGAAGAUGGUUGAGACGAAAGUAUGUGAGGCUGCAUGCUUUUCUUCUUUUAGGAGCUUGUAUUUGUAGCCUUUCAACUUGUUCUUGGCAUUGCAUAACCCAAGGGAAUUUCGUCGAUUGUUCCUCAAUCUUUUUUGUGAUUCUGCUUCCUUGAGGGAUAUCUUCUUAUUGAUUCCUUGACCGUGGAGAGCUUCCCAUCUUUUCUGACAUCCAAGUGUGUUGUCAAAGUUCCUUGAAUAUCUCAUUAAAUGCCUUUCCUUGUUGUAGCAAGUUCAUGGUAGUUGAAACAUUAAUGAUCCUUCCUUCUCUUUCUUGAUAUUCCAGCGAACUCUUUAUUAGUAUAUGAACCUGGUCAUACUUUGUAGGGACGUAUUUGCCUAACUGACACAUCUGAAGGAAUCAAUGUUAGAUUUAUUGGAUCCUUAGCAAUUCAUGCGAGGAUUGGUCAUUGGGGAUAGAAAUCCCUUUUUAUGAUACUUCUGAGAGGUCAACCGGGAUACGGAUGAAUACUAUAUAGUAGCGGCAGGAAAUUCUUUAGCCUUAAAUCGGGUUAUGCAGGUUGAACAGGUUGUUCCAGCCUGAUACCGUCAGGAAUUCUUGACUAUUGCCUUCUCUGAAACUUGGACAAUAUAUGAGACUUCCUUAUUUGAUGUGACUUUCCAGAUUGAGAAAAAAGAGGACCAUUGCCUGAUUGCCAUGAGAAAAUUUAGAAGGAUGUGAGUGCAAACAUGAGAGGAGUUUUGGUGGACUGGCUGGUGGAAGUUGAAGAGGAAUACAAACUUCUUUCAGACACAUACUAUUACACGGCAGAGGAAGUGCCUCGCCUGUUCCACAAGCAAGUUCAGCUGAUAAAGUUUUGCCGCUUCCUUUACUUUCACUUGAAUUUUAUGUGAACCUCAGAAUUUAAAAUAAAAUAAAAUAUGUUAUUUGUUGGCAAUGAAUUUGUUUAAGAAUCAUUUGCCUAAAAGCAUAAAUUGGUAAGCCAUCAUCAAGCCUUCUUCAUUCUCUCAUCAUCAAGUAAUGAAUUCUAUUCCAAUCAAUCUCUUCCUUGAAACUAAAAACUCUAAAGCCCUUAUUCUCCAAACCUUCCAAAUAGUGAAUAAUACGUUUAAUCCCAUUCUUGAAUUUAGUAAUCCUUAAUGUUAUCAAAUCCUUCUCUGCUUCAAUACCGUUUUUUGCUUCACAGCUCCUCAUAAACUCCAAUCCUGUUCAUUUUUUUCAACAAACUAAAAGUUCAAUCAAUCUCACCCAUAACAGAACUCAACUUUUUAUUUAUUUUUUGCACUAAAACCCCAUCAAGUAACCCAUUCAAAUAUUUCAGAAAAACAUCCUUUAAUCUGUCAUUCAACUCUUUUUAUUAGAUGCCACCUCAAUGUUUUCUUUAACGCAUGGAGUAUACUCAAUAUCAUAGUAGAACAGGUGUUAAAAAAAAUAUUGAGGUGUCAUUGGAUAAAGAAGAAUUGAAUGGUAGGUUAAAGGAUGUUUUUCUGAAAUAUUUGAAUGGGUUACUUGAUGGGGUUUUAGUUCAAAAAAGAGAUAAAAAGUUGAGUUUUGCUAUGGGUGAGAUUGAUUGAACUUUUAGUUUGUUGAAAAAAACGAACAGGGUUUGAGUUUAUGAGGAGCAGUUGAAGCAAAAAAGGGCAUUGAAGCAGAGAAGGAUUUGAUAACAUUGAGGAUUACUAAAUUCAAGAAUAGGAUUAAAUGUAUUAUUAAUUAUUUGGAAAGUUUGGAGAAUGAGGGUUUUAGAGUUUUUAGUUUUAGGGAAGAGAUUGAUUGGAAUAGAAUUCAUUAUUUGAUGAUGAGAGAGUGUAGAAGGCUUGAUGAUGGCUUACCAAUUUAUGCUUUCAAGCAGAUGAUUCUUAAACAAAUUCAUUGUCAAUGGGUAACUAUCAACAACAACCCAGUGAAAUCCCACAACGUGGGGUCUGGGAAGGGUAUAGUGUACGCAGACCUUACUCCUACCAAGGUAGGACGACUGUUUCCGAAAGACCCUCGGCUCAAUAGAAGACAUAAAAAGAGGUCAGAUAAGGCCAAGAAAUUCAAAGCGAUAUGGAAAUGAAAAUGAUGGAAGCGUCAACGGGUAACUAUCAGUUAUUACAUUUUUUAAGUCUGAGGUUCACAUAAAAUUCAAUUGAAAGUAAAGGAAGCCGCAAAACUUUAUCAACUGGACUUGUCUGUAGAGACACUUCCCUCUGCUGUGUAACAGUUUGGGUCUUUCUGGCUAUAGUUGGAGGAUUUUGAAUUUUCAAUUAUGUUUCCUACAUCAACAGAUUCUUAUCAGUGAAUGUCAUCCCUCGGCAAAGACUUCAGCUUUUGGGUGUUUCUUCAAUGCUCAUUGAUGUUAUGAGGAAAUUAAGCCUCCACAUGUUAAGGAUUUUCAUUACAUUACAACCAAUACAUAUACAAAGAAUGAUGGAGGCUAGCGUGCUACAAUCCCUCAAAUUUGAAAUGGGUAAUCUCACAACCAAAACAUUUCUUAGAAGAUUUACUAUGGUUGCUCAAGAAGAUUACAACAACCCUGAUUUGCAGUUAGAGUUUCUGUGCUACUACCUAGCAGAGUUAAGUUUACCGGAUCACCACUGUGAAAUUCUUGCCUUCUUUGGUAGCUGCUGCUGUGAGAUUUCUGUCAAGGUUCACUUUACAGCCAAAGUCUUGGAGUCUGGCCCUUCAACUCGCUCAGGAUAUAGAGCAGCAGAUCUUAAGGAUUGUGUUCUUAUCAUACAUGACUUUCAAUUAAAUAGAAGAGGAAGCACUUUGGCUGCUGUGAGGAACAAAUACAAGCAGCAUAAGUUCAAAUGUAUGUCAACAUUGUCUUCUCCUCUGGAAAUACUGGAUUGCUUCUUUGAAGAUACAUGCUAAUGAUUACUUGGAUAUAUGCUUAGAAAUUGGAAUGGGACACUACGAUAACUCCUGGAAGAGGUGAACUGCCUUUUUGGUGCUGGCUCAUGCUGCUCUGAGGACAUCAUUUUAGUAGAUUUGGUAUACUCCUCAAGAUGUACGAAAGUUAUAACAGCUAGCUAGUAAGAUAAUCUUGAAUUUUUGUACCUUGGUUUAAGAGCCAUGGAUAGCAAAAAUAAUGAUUCUUCUACAUAGUUGUAGUGAGUGAUGCUUGGAAUUUAGUACAAUACAUUAUUCUUGUAAUAAGCUGGAAACAACUAUAGAAUACUAUUAAUAAAAGGUUUUGAAUGUUAGUAUUGCCUUCAUUUGC